AUGUCCCUUGAGGUGCCAAGGUGUCCCUCUCCCGUGCAUUGGACAAGGAGGAGCUCUGCAAUCCGGGAGGCCCAUGAGGCGCCGAAAGCGCGCAAUUCCAAGACCUCCAGGAGGAUUCAAUUUGGCUGCACAGCGGCACUUGUUUCGGCCGGGACGGGCAUUUCCAGAACAGUCUUCAGGACACGGCAUGUCAGAAGACAGAAGGGUGUAGCUGCGCCGUCCCCCAAGAUGCAGGUCAAACCGAGCAGUGUCUACUUUCUUCUCGUUGUAUCGUGCUUGAGUCUUCUAGGAUUGACGAUGCCGAUGCCAGCGUACCCGACCAUUCGGGCGCAAUAUCAACUUUCCACCGCGCAGACAGGCUUUGUGUCUUCUUGCCUGUCUCUCGGAAUGCUCUUUGCAGUGUCGAUCUUGCCGAUCUGCAGCGAUUCCAUGGGCCGUCGUAAUGUCUUGAUGUUUUCGAUGUUUUGCACUUCCUUUCUCUUCGGUUUUCAGGUCUACGCGCUGCAACACCUGACCUUCUGGCACUUCCUGGCAGCUCGCUGGUUCACCGGGCUCUUCGCUGGCUGCAAUCCGAUCUUCAAGGCCUACUUGGCAGAUGUGGUGCCAGCUGAACGAUUGCCGCGCUUCAUGGUGUUUCGGGAAGCCUCUGCCACAUUUGCCUUCAUCAUUGGGCCUUUGCUCGGCGGCUAUAUGAUCAAGGAAAUGGGCGUCAAGGGCCCGUUCUUGCUGACAUGUCUAUGCCACAUGGUUGGCUUUGGAUUGCUCUUAACACAAGUUGAGGAAGCAGAAAAAACACAGCGUCACGGAGGAAGAGACGGACGCGAACAAUAA
This is a messenger RNA of Durusdinium trenchii, 831 nucleotides long. The record is from the annotation of a GenBank genome assembly. Lineage: Eukaryota; Dinophyceae; Suessiales; Symbiodiniaceae.